CCUGAAAACAUUAAAACAGUCGAGAUCAGCCCAACCUGCGCAGUUUUAACGUGACAACUUGAUCUGCUAGCUGUGCAUACUGUGGGAAGCGUGGCAGGAAGAGAGUCAAACUCCACGGAACCAUGAACACUGAACAGUGGAGAUCAAUCUGAAGUCAGACAUGGAAGCAAAACUGAAGAAAGAGUUGGGGACGAGCAUACUAAAACCGACUGGCCAUUCUGGAGGUGGUUGUAUCAGCGAGGGCCAAAGCUAUGACACUGACACGGGGAGAGUAUUUGUGAAGAUUAAUCACAAGAGUGAGGCUAAAUUGAUGUUUGAUGGGGAGAUGGCGAGUUUGGAAGCUAUUUUUAGGACAGAAACUGUUAAGGUCCCAAAGCCCAUAAAGGUGAUUGAGCUGGACAGAGGAGGAUGCGUGUUUGUAAUGGAACAUCUGGACAUGAAAGGCCUCAACAAGUACUCAAAGCAACUUGGAGAGCAGCUGGCAGAUCUUCAUCUUCACAACAAGACACUACAGGAAAAGCUUAAAAAAGAGCAGCAGACAGUGGGGAAAGGAGCUGGUCAAUCAGAGGUUGCUGUUGUUGAGAAAUUUGGCUUUGACGUAGCUACAUGCUGUGGAUACCUACCACAGCAAAAUGAGUGGCAGAGCGACUGGGUGGCUUUUUACUCUCAGCAGAGGCUGCAGCAUCAGCUGAACAUGGUGGAGAAGUCUUAUGGUGACAGAGAAGCUAGGGAGCUUUGGGCCAAUCUACAACUGAAAAUUCCUCAGUUUUUCUCUGAUAUAGAGGUUGUUCCCGCUCUUCUCCAUGGAGAUCUGUGGGGAGGCAAUGUGGCCGAGUGUGCGGAGGGCCCGGUCAUCUUUGACCCGGCAACUUUCUACGGGCAUUCCGAGUAUGAGCUCGGCAUCGCUGGAAUGUUUGGUGGCUUCAACAAGGCGUUUUACGCUGCUUACCAUCAAAAGAUUCCUCAAGCUCCAGGAUUUGAAAAGAGAAACCAGCUUUACCAACUCUUCCACUAUCUAAAUCACUGGAACCACUUUGGCGGUGGCUACAGAGGAUCCUCAGUGCGGAUCAUGAAAAAUCUACUGAAGUAGCUGCUGUUCCAGUUGCUUAUAUUUUUGCAGUCUUAACCCCAGCACAGUACAAUGCAAAUGUUAAUAGUUUGGCUUAAACAUCUGGAGAAUAAAAGAUAAAAAUUCCAGUAUUUUAAAUAUCACAGCUGAAAUGAAUAGUUUGAUUGAUGUUAAAUGAGUUAAAUUAUGUUAAGUGAGUUUAAAUGUAAGCUAUGAAAAAUAGUACAACUCAAACCACAAAAUGCCAAGUACACACAAAAAAACUUGAUUAUAUUUCCUUUAAAAUGACAACAAAAUGUGUCUUGUCUCAUUUCAUAAAAAUACACAUUUUCUUUGUUUCUCAGGUGGUAACAAAGUAAAAUUGAAGCUUUUGACAUUCAAACAUACUUGAUCUUUAUCAUUUUCUCCUCAAAAAAUUGUUUUAAUUAAAACUGAUCUUUGUGUUCAUCUGCAAGAUUGAACGGUAUAUGUUUCUUAAUAGAUUGCUGUAAUUAUAAAGAGUGGAAAUAUAUUUUUUACGAUAAAACUAAAAUUAUGCAUCUUAAUCAAUGUAACAAAAGUAAAAAAAUACUGCUGCUAUCCAGAUCUGUGUAAAGAAUGGCACCCUUUGUAAUGCAAAUGUAUAGUUCAUCAUCCAUGCAUAAGUAACAACGGAUUGUUAUAUAUGCUUACUACUGAAACAGAAAUAAACCAUGCAAUAAUUUAUUGAAAAUAAUUAGGAUCUUUUUUUACUAGUCUCUUUUUGUAGAAGUUGUGGUUUUUGGAAAAUAAGAAUAAAGGUACCUGAAGUAAAAGUAAAAA
Messenger RNA from Oryzias melastigma (Indian medaka), 1870 nucleotides. It is a transcript of the gene fn3krp, whose product is annotated as fructosamine 3 kinase related protein. NCBI's taxonomy places the organism in Eukaryota, Metazoa, Chordata, Actinopteri, Beloniformes, Adrianichthyidae. The coding region runs from base 161 to 1090 and encodes 309 amino acids. The record is from RefSeq and is a predicted model, not a curated record. The transcript is spliced from 7 exons.